Messenger RNA from Syngnathus acus (greater pipefish), 977 nucleotides. RefSeq names its product purpurin-like. Gene Ontology annotation, molecular function: retinoid binding; retinol transmembrane transporter activity. The record is from RefSeq and is a predicted model, not a curated record. NCBI's taxonomy places the organism in Eukaryota, Metazoa, Chordata, Actinopteri, Syngnathiformes, Syngnathidae. The transcript is spliced from 6 exons. Bases 102 to 689 code for a protein of 195 amino acids.
GAGUCAGGCGCGCUUCAGGUAUAAAAACUGCAAUGCCACCUUGUUGCUCACAACUCUGAACUGGACCUUGCAGCUUUCAACUUCCUGCUUCCCCUUCAAGGAUGGACUUCCAAAUGUUUGCCGUGGUCAUGCUGCUGCUAGCCAGCGUGGAGCACAGCUUGGCCAGCUGCGUGGUGGACAGCUUCACUGUCAAACAGGAUUUUGACCCCCAAAGAUAUGCAGGCAAGUGGUACGCCUUGCAGAAGAAGGAUCCCGAGGGUUUGUUCCUUCAGGACAACAUCUCUGCUGAGUACACUGUUGGAGAUGACGGCGCUAUGGUGGCCUCCUCCAGGGGCAGAGUUACUCUGUUCGGGUUCUGGGUGGUGUGUGCUGACAUGGCUGCUCAGUACUCUGUGCCCAACCCUGAAAACCCGGGCAAGAUGUUCAUGAACUACCAGGGCCUGGCCAGCUAUCUGUCAAGUGGAGGUGACAACUACUGGAUCAUUGACACUGACUAUGACAACUAUGCCAUCACCUACGCCUGCCGCAGCCUGAACGACGACGGAAGCUGCGGGGACGGCUACGCCCUGGUCUUCUCCCGCAAUCCACGCGGCCUGCCACCUGCUAUCCAGAGAAUUGUGCGCCAAAAACAGGAGGAAAUCUGCAUGGCGGGUCAGUUCCAGCCUGUGCUGCAGUCCGGAGUUUGCUAAACAUGACGCAACCAGCAGCUGGAGAGAACUUGUACAGGGGAAUGAAGUCAACAUUCCAUUUAAGCUAACCUAAGGCACAAGAAUUAUCCUGUUCAGUCUAAAAUUGUCAAUGUUGUCAUGAGAGACCACCCCAGUGAAAUGUAACGCAAAUGCCAAGAUAAAAAGAAAGAAAUGUAUUGUCAUAAACACACAAAUGGUUAAACUCUGUACUGAUUCAACUUUCUCGAGGACAUUUUAUUAAAAAACCUGCAAGGUUCAUUGUGUUUUUAAAAUUAUUUUAUUAAAAAA